Messenger RNA from Scedosporium apiospermum, 1023 nucleotides. RefSeq lists its product as uncharacterized. The transcript is spliced from 8 exons. Lineage: Eukaryota; Fungi; Ascomycota; Sordariomycetes; Microascales; Microascaceae. The record is from RefSeq and is a predicted model, not a curated record. The coding region runs from base 1 to 1023 and encodes 340 amino acids.
AUGGCGGACACAGACACAUCAAUGCGGAAAUGUCGCGGAGUCGGCAUAGAGCAUUUGUCGAUCGCUCAGCUGCAGAAGCACAUGACGGAUGGCACAUUCACCUCGAGGGACCUGACGGAGUGCUACCUGGAGAGGAUCAGACGGGUGAAUCCGGUUCUGAAGGCGGUGAUUGAAGUCAACCCGGAUGCGCUAAGCAUCGCUGACAAGUACGACGGGGAACAGAAGGAGGGGAAUGUCAGGGGACCGCUACAAGGUAUCCCCUUUGUGGCCAAGGAUAACAUUUGCACGAAGGAUAAGAUGCAAAUCCUGAUUGGAACGAGAGUCGCAGACGACGCGCUCGUCAUUAAGAAACUCCGCCGCGGCGGUGCGUACUCCUGGAGCACUCGAACCUUUCAGAAUGGGCAUGCAUGCGAUCUCCAUACUCUGCGGAAGGAUACUCAAGCCACGGCGGGCAAUGCCGAAACCCUCAUAACCUCGCUGAACACCUCGGCGGAUCCAGCUGCGGAAGCGCAGUCGCCGCAUCUGUAUCAAUUCGUCAAGGUUGACUUUUACAACGACCUCAAGGCGUACCUCGCCUCACUAGCGGAGAACCCCAUGAAUCUGAAGAGCCUGGAAGACAUUAUCGAGCUCAACAAGAAGCAUGCAGAGGAAGAAGGCGGUUUACUCGGGCUACACGGCGCUUGGCCGACUGGCCAAGACACGUUCGAUCACGUCGCUGAGACUCUCGGAUUAGGAGAUGAAAUCUACCAGUCAGCCCUCAAGUACAUUCGACAGAAGAGUAGAGGAGAGGGCAUUGAUGCCGUGUUGACGUCAAAAGGGAGAGCCACUAGACGGAAUCCUUUGGCGGAGAACAGGAACGACGUCCAAUUUGAUCUCGCCAUCAUUCAAACUUCAGGAAGAGAAGACUUGUUGGUGAAAUACGGCUCCGCAAUGGUGGACCUGAUGCGGGGUAGGUCACCCGCGAGGUUCCUAAAUCUUGACGCGAACAACUACAUGUACGUUGGCGGACCACCAGAGGAUUGA